CCUCUUUUUUUUUGCCCUGCUGUGAGCCCAGGACUCCUUGUUGCUCAGAGCCUGAGAACAGGGGACUCUGCACCAUGGCCUCCCGUGCAGCGCCAAUCCGGCAGGCAUGCUGUUGCUUCAAUGUCCGAGUCGCCACCACUGCCCUGGCCAUCUACCACAUAGUCAUGAGUGUCUUGCUGUUCAUCGAGCAUGUGGUGGAGGUGGCCCGCGGUAAGGUCUCCUGCAGGUUCUCCAAGAUGCCGUACCUCAGGAUCGCCGACCUGAUCUCCAGCUUCCUGCUCAUUGGAGUGCUCUUCGCCAUCAGCAUCAGCCUGCUGUACGGAGUGGUCAAGAACCGGGAAAAGUACCUGAUGCCCUUCCUGUCCCUUCAAAUCAUGGAUUUCUUGCUGUGCCUGCUCACACUGCUGGGCUCCUACAUCGAGUUGCCAGCCUACCUGAAGCUUGCCACCCGGCCCCGGCCCGGUUCCUCUAAGGUCCCCUUGAUGACACUGCAGCUGCUUGACUUCUGCUUGAGUAUCUUGACCCUGUGCAGCACCUACAUGGAAGUGCCCACCUACCUUAACUUCAAGUCCAUGAACCACAUGAAUUAUCUCCCGAAUCAAGAAGGCAUGCCUCACAGUCAGUUCGUCAACAUGAUGAUCAUUUUCUCAGUGGCCUUUGUCACUGUGCUCAUCCUGAAGGUCUACAUGUUCAAGUGUGUGUUGAGAUGCUACAGACUAAUAAAGUACACAAAUUCGGCCACAGAGAACAGCAGCUCCAAGAUGUUCCUCAAGGUGGCUCUGCCGUCCUAUGAGGAAGCCUUGUCUCUACCCACUAAGAAUCCAGAGGGGGACCCUGCUCCACCCCCAUACUCAGAAGUGUGAGCCCACUAGGCCUCAGCCCUUGGGCUGGGAGGGGUGGAGCUUCCGCCUCCUGCUUCUUCUUCACUUUGGUGGCUGCUGUGACCUACUACAGGACACUCUGCUUGUGCACCCCCUUCCUGUCCUCUCCUCCUGGGGACCCCUCACUCAUGACUGAGUCACUCCUUGGAGUCUCAGAAUACUCAGCCUAGCAGCUCAUCCUGUCCCCAUGAGCAAUGACACUUGUUCAGAGCACAGUCAUGGCAAAUUUGGUAGGGUGAGUUUGGUUACCAGCAACCAGCUUGAUCUGUUUAGCCAGGCAGCCAACACCGCAGAGGCAGCAGGAAAAGAAUUUGGCCAAGCAACAGUUCCGGGUGUCUGUUUAUAUGAAGAUCUCAGGCUACAGGGCAGUUCAUGAUCAUGGUACCCAUUUGUCAUUUGUCAUUCUCGUACCCACAAAGUAUACAUAUAAAACAAUUGCUUCAAACAGAUUGCUUAAGCAAAUAGCAAUUCAGCUAACCGUCGUUACUAGGAUUUAUGAUAAAAUCCAGCAAAAAAGCUGAGGUGUCAAACAAAGGAAAAGAAAAGGAAGUGGAGCUCCUCCCACUCCUCAUUUCCCCUCCCACCCCUCACUUCAAUGCGCCUGCCCGUGGGUACCCAGCCUCUCUCUGCUUGACUUCCUCUAAUAGCUGGAGGCUGGGGAGUCGGACAGACAAUCCCGCAGCUGCCCUGUCCAUUCUGCUCGGCAUGAGAAACAAUGGUUGCUUCUGUUUUAAGCAGUCACUUCCCACAAGCCACUGCUCUGACGGCAAGCUGUCCUCACCUUCAGUCAAGCACUGGCUCUGUGUUCCCCAUGGCAACACAGUGGUGAGGUCCCUGCAAGGGUCACCUUAGCCACCGGACAGAUUUAGGGUCUGGUUGUCAUGCCAUCCCAACAGCCAGGUUGGUCCAGCCUGUUUUGACUAAGGCUAUGCUCAGGUUUUGGCAGGAUUGGAGUCAGAUGCUCUGUGGGUAGCUGUCUGUCACCAUGGCUGUGCAUUUGGGCCAGGCUAGCCCAUGGCGGGUGAAGAACCAUCCAGAGGCUUGUGUCCCAUGGUGGCAGCAGGGAGGGUGGGUCCAUGUCUCUCUGUUUGCUUUCCCAUCGCUGGGGGUUGUGCUGAGGAUUAAUCCUAAGCUAGGGAUCUACACCUUGCCUGUGGCGUGGACGGGGCUGCAGGGUUGAGAGAGGAGGGUUGAGGGUGGUUCCUGCUGCACCUGUGUCAUUGCUUGUGUGUGACUUGGAAUAGGGACCUAUAAAGCAGCUGCAAGCUUU
Mesocricetus auratus (golden hamster) is the source of this 2151-nucleotide messenger RNA. RefSeq names its product lysosomal protein transmembrane 5 (gene Laptm5). The record is from RefSeq and is a predicted model, not a curated record. Lineage: Eukaryota; Metazoa; Chordata; Mammalia; Rodentia; Cricetidae. Gene Ontology annotation, cellular component: lysosomal membrane. Bases 75 to 863 code for a protein of 262 amino acids. The transcript has 8 exons.